This is a messenger RNA of Fusarium sp. VM40, 708 nucleotides long. NCBI's taxonomy places the organism in Eukaryota, Fungi, Ascomycota, Sordariomycetes, Hypocreales, Nectriaceae. The record is from the annotation of a GenBank genome assembly.
AUGGUCCUUCUCUUUCAGCCCUCCCAAGUAAUUCGGCAACCAUCGGCCGAGGGACUCCAUAUUUGCUUUGAUAGUGCUGCUAGCAUACUUGACAGCUAUCAACGAUUGCAUGAUCUACGCAGCCUUCAUUUCGGAUGGAGAGCGGUGCAGAAUAUUUUCGCAGCUGGUGCCACGCUCAUCUACUCUUUCUGGACCUGCCCAGUCGUUCGCAAAACAGUCUCACAGACUGCAAUGUCCAGGAAUCUCCGAAACUGCUCUUCCCUUCUUACCAUUGGAGGUGAGUGGUGGCCGUCGGCGAGAGAUGGCCAAGCGAGCUUUGGGUCGGUAGCAGACUUGACGAUGAGGAGGCUUUACAUGGAGAGCGCCUCCAAUAAAGCCCCACGACUGUCUCAACACCAAGCAGGUCCCCAUCGACACGCAGACCUCGAGGACGAAGACGGAACCGAACAUCCAAUGCCAAAUCAACUACAAUUAUCAGAGAAUAUCAAUGAGGCCCAGAUCACUGAUUCAAAUUCUGUAUCUACAUGGCAAGGUUUGGAUCUGGAUGUUGGAGAAACGACUGAUCAGUUUAACUGGCCUGAGAUUGAGGACGGAUUUGACCCAGAGAUUGAACUAUUCCUAGCGGAUUUCACCAGGUCUGACUUUACCUGGAGCUUUCCUUUGAACAAUAACCAAGAUAAUGACGCCUUUGGAACACACUCGCACUAG